Messenger RNA from Myripristis murdjan (pinecone soldierfish), 6978 nucleotides. It is a transcript of the gene fbrs, whose product is annotated as fibrosin. The coding region runs from base 1524 to 5489 and encodes 1321 amino acids. Lineage: Eukaryota; Metazoa; Chordata; Actinopteri; Holocentriformes; Holocentridae. The record is from RefSeq and is a predicted model, not a curated record. The transcript has 18 exons.
CAAUGCACAGCACGGCUGACAAGGGUUGUGUCUCCCAAAUUUCCACGAUAAAUUUCCAAUUCACUGGAAACUUGCGAAGAGGGCAGCGGUAGAGCCCUGCUAUUUUCUUCUGUAUAUACUUGCACACUGGAUUUAGAGAAAAAUCGUUGACCGGAAACGUCGGCGAGUGCUUCCAACUUCUCCUAAACAUUGGAUUACACAGUCGAGGCUGCAUGAAGGAGCUGCCCAGCCCAACGGGGGCUCGGCCGACACCCUCGUCAAUGGAAAUCGACACCGAGGCUUUGAGAAACGGGCCUUGAAUAUUUUCUUCAUAAUGGAGGCGGAACGGAAGGAUAUUUAUGCGUGAAGACUCUAUACAUCGAUAUCAUACGGAUGACUCGUUGUAAAAAUAGUUAUUUAGUUUUCCUGGUUCCUCUGAAAAAAAUUGAUAGUUUCUUGUUUUCUGUCUUAGCUAGCUAGCGGCUAGAUCGGCUAGCUAGCCGGAGUGCUAACAUUACGUCUUUUCUUUUGAUGUGAUGCGAAUUCAGCCGUUCGUAUCGGCCCAAAAACACUUUGGCAGCAGGAAAAUGUCCACCUAACUGCACAGCAUUAGCUAGCGAGUUUAAGUCUGGGGCUUGCCAGUAUUUUUCCGGACAUGUUUUAAGAAUAUGGUUUUAUUCUUAUAUAGCUGACUGAAUAUAUUGUGAUGUAUCGAGUUAGCUGUAGCUAAUCGGCUAUCCAAAUGAGCUAAAGCUAAUUGGCUAACAUUGGCAGGACACGGAGGAAUCAAUCCUGAGCUCGGCAGUGGUAGCAUAAAUGCGAACUAAACUAACUUUAGAUAUGUAAAUUUUUCCUUUCUUAGACUGGGGGAUAUUUAAGGCAGUUGACCAUGAUAUUGCCUCAUAUUUUUACAUUAACACAAAAUCCUGUCAUGGCCACCCGUGUAUUAAUGUUGGAUAUCUGGGUUGUUGGCCUUGCUAACUGGCUAACGUUAUCAUUUUGCUAACAGGCAAAUUAAUUUGUCAGUGUAUGCAGAAACCUUGGAAAUUCCAGACAUAAGGGCUGCAUUAGGAAAAUGCCAAGGAUAAUUUAGUUUUCGUUUUGAAAUCAGUGUCGUGGUAAAUCAGGUCUACUUUGUCAGCAACACAGACUUGUCUUUUUUUGUUUACAUACGUAUAUUUGGUUGUCGGCUGAAUUUCUAGCUAGCUAGCUAACGUUAGCCCUCUACGAGACACAAUCAGCCAUGUCCUGACAUUUGGACAUGUGAAUGCGUUACAAAUUCCUCUGUGGAUCUAAAGUUUGCAUUCAGAUGCUGUGAAAUGACACUGAAAUUUCGCCGCAAGAAAGGCACAGAUGCCAUGAUACUGUUCUCAAAGGACGCUAAAUAAUAGACACUGGUACUAUUAUCGCCAUUUUAAACAGGGGCUCUUGCGAGGGCCUGUGUGGUGGUGGUUCAUUUGCGGUUUGGUGCCUUCGACCGGACCGGGACUUGAAUAAAGUGCCUUUGGUCUGACUGGAUCUAUAGAGCGGGGUGUCGUGUGAACAUGGAGGGCCCGAGCCGGAGCAGUGGAUUCAGGCAGAGCCGACGGUCCCGUUCCCAGCGCGACAGGGAGCGGCGGCGGAGGAGAGUGGACCUUGCCGAGCAGCGGGCCACAUCCCUGUCCUCGGGCUCUGAGCGUGAGGCUUGCGGCACAAACUCUGUCCUGGGUCCCGGUGGAAGAGAGUGCCGACCCGGGUUCGGGAGACACAGGCCUCCCCGUCGGAGGAAAAGAGAAUCGGUGUCGUGCGAGGAAGACAUCAUCGAUGGUUUCGCGAUUGCGAGCUUCAUCAGCCUAGAGGCCUUGGAGAUGGACUGCUCUCUGAAGCCAAAUCAGCGCACUGACAUGCUGGGAAGGAGGAACAAGGGGAAGAGAGGGCCCGAGGAGAAUGGUGGCGGGCCACUUUCAGAGCCCGAGGAAGGGGCCCCACCCAGCUACUCCAGCAGCUGUUGGAACAAGAGUAGAAAUAAGAGAAGAAAGAUAGAUGAAAAGGGACUCCCUUUGGAGACUGGCUACAUUUGUGACACCGAGAGUGAUUCAGGAGACAAGGCCUCUGACAAUGACAUGGAUCCAGUGUUCACAGUCAGUACCAGGAAAGUAGUGGAGCCUACCCCUGUGAGCAUGGCCUCCUCUAUGGGCAAAAGCUGCCCUCCUCUGCCAACCCGUUGCGGUGGUGUCUCCCGGCUGUUGGUGACCCCGAGAGUAUCAGGCCUGGAGCGCAGUCAGGAGAGAAGCCUGGAGCCGCCUUACCCAGAGCCCGUUUCUCCUUCUACCUCUUCUGCCUCCUUCUCUUGCUUGCCUUCCCACUCCACUGUCUCAGCCACGGUCACCCGGUCCAACCAACACAAUGGUAGCAGCAGCCUUCACAGCCGCCACAACCCCAGCCCCCCGCUCACCAAACACAAGCCCUUCCUCCCUUUCCCUGGACGACAUCACUCCAUCUACAGCAUGGGCUUCAGCAACAGGAGCAGCACUUCAGUCAAACCCCCCUCAUCCUCUGCUGCUUCAUCAUCAUCCUCCAUGCGUCCCCCUACUCCUGCCACCAGUAUGUCGUCCCUCAUCAGAGGCUCAGGAUCAUCAGGACCCCUCCGACCCCCAUCGCGAGCCGGCUCCGGGGCCCUGUUCACCUCCUCCCCUGGCCUGCCUCCCCCUCCACCUCUGCUGCAAGUCCCUCCCCACUCAACAGCAGCAGACCAGGAUUUGCUGCGCCAAAAUUUGAACUCCCACUUCUUGGCUUCACAAGAGCGUGAAGAAAGGCGCAGUGUCUCCGCGGCUGAAAACAGUGCAGCAGGUGCAGGCCGCUCCACUCCUGGUCCAUCGGCAUCGAGCUCCACGUCAGGUUCCUCAGGCAGGACGUCCCAGAACCAGCCGAACAUCCAGCCCCUUGCCUUCCAGUUCCAUCAGCACAACCACCAGCACCAACACACACACACGCACCAACACUUCACGCCCUUCCUGCACCCCACAGCUACCGCACCACCUCUGUUUGAUAAGUAUGCAGGCAAAAUGGACGGGCUGUACCGACACCCAUUCUUCCCACAGUACCCUCCACCCUCAGUGCCGGGUAUCCAGCCUGUGAUUCCUCCCACUGGGCCUUUCGGCUCCCUGCAAGGAGCCUUCCAGCCAAAGCCUCUUGUCCCUCAGGGAACGGGUCCUGAGAUGACCGCACGACUUGGGGUUGUGCCUCACCACCUGCAGCCCAAAGACCCCAGGCUAACUGAUCCAUUUGGGACAUCGUUGAAAAUCAGUAAUAAACCAGGAAAAUGGUGUGCUAUGCAUGUACAUGUGGCCUGGAUGAUUCUUAGCCAUCAGAAAAAAGUAAAGCUGAUGCAGGCUGAUCCUCACAAGCUCGACUUCCGUAGUGACCUGCUGGCCCGUCUUCCUGGAGCAGGGGGCCUCGGGCCUCUGGGGCCUCUUGGGGGAGCCCUGCCUCCUACACAUGACCUGACCAGACCUGCAAGUCUGUUCUCAGCUACAGGUGGAGUCAAUCCGUCCUCAACUCCUUUCAUCCCUCCAUCAACGCCUCACUCCUCUUUCCUCACACCAACGGCACACUUGGAUCCAUAUGGCCGCUCACCACCCUUUACCCCACUGGGAGCCUUGGGUUCUGGUGCCUUUGGAGGACUUGGCAGCCCAACACUCGGUGGCUCUGUUUUUGGCCAUAAGGAUUCUCCAGCCAGUGUCGUUGGGGGCUUAUCCACCCCCAACCAUCAUGACCCGUGGAACCGUGUGCACGGGGGCCCCUCUGGGUUCCCUGCAGGUCCCAGCUGGGCUAAAGGGGCAGACAAGAGGGAUGAGAGGGAUCGAGGGAAGGAUGGAGAGAGGAGAGACAUCCCUCACAUCAAGGAUGAAAAAGACAGAGACAAUAUGCUGUAUGGCCGGCAACCUGUGAGAAUGUCUCCGGUUGCCCCUGCCUUUAAGGCCCGCAGUAGCACCCCAGUUUCCCACAUUAAUGGCCACAGCAGCACCCUGGGAGGGAGCAGUGGGCCUAUUGAGGACCUGACGCGCAGCUUAAACAGGGACAGAGACCGUGAACGUGACAGAGAUGGGGACAAGAGGCAGCUUCCAACAAUGUCUUCAAGGGGGCCACCUCUUGGCUCUUCAUCUUUAGUAGCAGACAGGGACAGACCCCGGUCCUCAUCAUCGUCUGUGCUCACCACCCCCCCGCCCUCCAACCCCUCAGCCCCAUCUCCCCUGGACCUGUACCCCCGCCCUCAGGCACCUACAGCACACAGCCUCCAUAGCGAACCCCCACACUCCUCCUCCCAAAGAGACAGCAGCCUCCCUACUUGCUCCUCAGCUUCUGCCACUGUCACUUCUCUGUCUCAGGGCAAGAAGUCUGAUCGGACCACAACCCCAGUUCCCAAACCUCCCCUGCUCCUCCCUCCGGUCAAAGUCAAAGAGGAACGGAAAGAGGAGCCAGAGCACAUCCCCAUCACCCUGCAGCCUCCCCCAGCACCCAGCCACAGUUUUGACCGCCCCAACAGCCACCCCCACCAUCCUAGCUCUGGUACCCCUUCCUCUUCUUCUCUUUCACUGACUCCUACUCCCGGCGUCCCCAUCCCUCCACCUACUCCACACCCUCCUUCCCAUCACCACUUGUCCCUGUUGGAGCGCUCUAGGGCAUAUCUUGGGAGCACAGCAGGGGCUGGAGGGCUGGUAGUGGGUCCAGGAGAGCGGUUCCCUCAUGGCCCACCUCAAGGACCAUCCCAGGCUCCACACAGCUUCCCAUGGGACCCCUGGAGGGAGCUGGUGGCCCAGCAGCAGCAACAGCAGCAGCGCAGGGAGGCUAUGGCACUGCGGUCAGACCCUCACCUUGCACUGCGCUCUGACCCUCAUCUUGCCCGGCUGCUCCAGCAUCAACACACUCAGCGCUUACUGGAGGCAGAGAGGGCUGCGGCUGUAGUAGCGGCAGCAGCAGCCAACCCUCACCACCCUCAGACAUCUACCUCUUCUGCCUCCGCUUCUGCUGUCCGCCAGGAGUUUGGCCUGAUGGCGCAUCACUUUGACCGGCCUCCUCAGCUCGGGCCGCCAGGAGGUGGGCUCAUGGACGAGGAGCAGCGUGCCCAGAUCUUGAGGGAAGACUAUGAGCGAGCUCGCUACUUUGGGAUGCACCCACACCUCUCCACUGGCUCCCACCUGCCAAGCCCCUCUCACGCUGCUACUGCCGCCCACCUGGAGCAGCUUCACCCUGGCCUUCUAUCCCACGCACUCCCUCCAGGAGCCGCUGCCGCUUCCCAGCACCACCCGGGCCUUUACUCCCGUCUGGGACCGCUACACCCACACCAUGUGUCCAAUGGCAUCCUGGCAAAGACACCCUCCAGCUUGGUGGGAGCUCUGUCAGUAGGGGCGCCGCCUCCCCUCAUUCCGUCCGUGACCAGCCGGUCGUCCACCCCUCCCCGCAGCUCCAGACUUGGAGGGCCAGGCGAGCUGGCACUGUACAGCGCCCACAAAGACGGAGAGUCCAGAUAGUACAGGGACAACACUGGAGAGGAGAUCAAGGGAAAUGUCAGGAUCACUGUGCUGCUCUCAACCUGCCCCCUCCCCCCUUAUAAACUACUAAACCCAGCCCCCCCCAGUCACACAAGCAUACAUGGUUCCAGCCCCCCCACCCAAAAUAAGGGUAACCCUGAUUAACUGGGCGAUGACAGCAGGGAGGGAAAUGCAAGACUCAUCAGUGUGACUAGGAAUAUCUCCAAUGGUUCUAUCAGUGCAAUUUAAAGGUACAUGGUUUCUGUGCAUCCUUGUGUAUUUUUAUUUUAUAUUGACUGUUGGUUAUUACAGUACUCAAUGAUGAAAGCUGUAUGAAGAGGCAGAGGACAGCUUUUUUUUUUUCUUUUUUUUUUUUUUUUGGUUUCAUCAGGUGAAUUAUGAUCCAUGCUUUUAAGCAAGCCUUUUCCGAGUGGAUUGGAAAUGGCUUCCAGAGGGAUGUGCACUUUCAGAACACAUUAAAGGUUCAUCCUUGGCUUGGUUAGACUUGUGGGAUAUAAUAAAGCCCUCAUUUGCAUAAAUCAAACCUGAUUCGGUAUUGUGGAUAAGAGCUAAAGGAAUACAGUGGUAAAAGGGGUGUUUUCUGUUCUGUUAAUUGCGUCUGUCAUUGUGAAAAGACAGUAGAUUAUACUGAUGAAAUGUAUGAACUAAUGAAGAUCAGUGAGUACCUGUACCUCAGUUUCUCUGCUUCACCCAAAAACCAACCCCAAACCCUCAACUUCACUUCUGUGAUGAGAUUCUCCACCUUUUUUUUUUCCAUUUUUAUUUUAUUUUCAAAGGAUGAAUGGCGACAUGAACUGUACUACACUGUGUGGGUGGACACAAUAUUUUAGAACUUCCUGUAACUGUUUCCCAUUCUCCUCUGACUCAGUAUAUGAGCAGGACCAGAUUAUAGUAGUAUAGUGAAAUUGCCUUUGUAAUUAUUAUUCUUAACAUUAAUUAUCUUCUAUAAUAAUAAAUAUAUUCACUGUUUAUGUUAUUUGUCAUUGUUUCAGGUAUCAACCAGUACUCUCUCCCCAGGUAGUAAUAAGUUGUUUCAAAUCAUACAAAAGACAAAGCAAAAGGCUUGCUUCACAGAAAACUUUUAAAUGCUUGUGAACAUUAAGCCGUAACCAUUGCAACCUCUGGCCUCUUCAAGGAUCUGAUCUAUGACUUUGUUAAUAUGCUGAGAGGGAGGUUUGCGUGUGUGUCGUUGGUUGUGUGUUAUAUCACAUUUGGGACUAUUAUGAGCCUUGUAUGUUGAACUGCCGAGAUGUUUCAUCAAGAAAAAUAAGUUAUAUACAUGGACAAGUGGGACAUCUGCUGAGGAACUGAAAAAAGUAAAAGGACUUGUCAAAAGACAACUAGACAGUGGGUAUACUGAGAGGAGGAAAAGACAUUGGGUCGAUUAUUUUAAUAUGACCAUUUUAUACCUUUCAAAAUCCCUCCCCUAGAGACCACAAAGAUUAAUUAUUAAAUGAAUUGUUGUUUA